Blumeria graminis f. sp. triticale is the source of this 414-nucleotide messenger RNA. The record is from the annotation of a GenBank genome assembly. Lineage: Eukaryota; Fungi; Ascomycota; Leotiomycetes; Helotiales; Erysiphaceae.
AUGACCGCCUUGAGACGCGACGGGGAUGAAUUGUAUGAGACGUUGGUAGAGCUCAAGCGUGACCUUCGCAACGAGAGGCAACGGACGACGCGGCUGAGACAGCACGCAAAUAUGUCUAGUGUACCCCGGCCUAUGGGGCAAAAUAUUGGUGGGUUCCAAACUUUACGAGGCAAUUAUUGGAGCCCAUACUCGCUUCACCACGGAAACGAGAUGUACAAUUCAAUUCCGUAUGGUCAGGCCGGAUACAACUACAUGGAUCCCAGACAACCAACACCGCCACCGCCACCACAACCACCACAGCAAUAUUAUUUUCCCAGCCAGUACAUUCCUCAACCAGGAAACUCAGGCUGUAUGGGGGCUCCUGGCCCUCAACAGUAUUCAAGAUGGAUGGGAGUGCCACAAUAUGGCUAUUGA